Alternaria atra is the source of this 561-nucleotide messenger RNA. RefSeq lists its product as uncharacterized. The record is from RefSeq and is a predicted model, not a curated record. The transcript has 2 exons. NCBI's taxonomy places the organism in Eukaryota, Fungi, Ascomycota, Dothideomycetes, Pleosporales, Pleosporaceae. Bases 1 to 561 code for a protein of 186 amino acids.
AUGCAUUACACAGCCUUCGUCGCCGUCGCUGCUUUCUCCAGCGCCGUCUUCGCUGCCGCCAACCCCCAAGAUGAUGUUGCGUCCAUUCUCGAAGCUCUUCGCGCGAACAACCCCGAAGACGCUGAUGCCGCUGCCUCGGCCAUGAAGGUCAAGCUCCGCCGUCAGGACGAUUUGGACUCCAUCCUCGCUGCUCUCGAGGCCAACAACCCUGACGACGCCGCCGCUGCUAAGCAGGCAUCUCCUUCAUCUACCACCAAGCGUCAAGACGACCUGGCUUCGAUCUUGUCCGCACUCGAGGCCAACAACCCCGAUGACGCCGCGGCCGCUAAGCAGGCUGCCCCCUCUUCCGUUGCCACUGCCCCUGCCGUCGCUAAGCGUCAGGACGACGUGUCUUCUAUUCUCGCAGCACUUGAGCAGAACAGCCCUGAUGACGCCGCUGCUGCCCGCCAGAACAUCCAGAAACGCCAGGACGAUGUAGCGUCUAUCCUUGCCGCCCUCGCGCAGAACAACCCCGAUGAUGCUCAGGCUGCCCAGAGCUUGGGAAAGCGAUGGAUUGCAUAG